UUGCACAAAACAAAAAGCACGACAACAGAACAACUCCAUAUCCAAUCAUGAAUUGCUAAUUCUUGUAUUUGCCUCUACCUAAUAACCCAACUUUUUCUUUUUCCUUCGUUUUCUCAGCGACCAAACAACAAAAUUCCUUUUUGGAAUUUUUUCUUUUUUUAUAAUCAUGGAAGUGGAGGUGAAACUUCGGCUUCCAAACUCGCAAGCCCAUGAAAACCUCUCUAAAAUCCUCUCGCCAUUCCAUACCAAAACACUAAUCCAAGAAAAUGUCUUUUUCGACACAACCAAGUCCCAACUCACAUCAAGCCUCGCCAUUCUUCGUCUCCGUUUUUACAAUCAAGAUUCUCAAUGCAUUCUCUCCUUAAAAUCCAAACCCACAAUCUCAAACGGCAUCAGCCGCGUAGGGGAGCAAGAAGAGCUCAUCGACCCAUUGAUUGGACGCAUGUGUGGAGCUGAGCCAUGGCGGUUACGAUCAUUGGAGGGGUCAACGAUUAUGAGGAGAGUUAGAGAGGAAUUUGGGGUUAAAGAGAAUGAUGGGUUUGUUUGUUUAGGUGGGUUCAAGAAUGUGAGACAAGUGUUUGAUUGGAAAGGAUUAAAAUUGGAAGUUGAUGAGAGUAUUUAUGAUUUUGGAACUUGUUAUGAAAUUGAGUGUGAGAGUAAAGAGCCUGGAAAAGAUAAGAAAUUGAUUGAAGAGUUGUUGAUGGAUAAUGGGAUUGAGUUUUGUUACUCUGAGGUUAAUAAAUUUGCUGUUUUUCGAUCUGGGAAGUUGCCUUAGUGUGUGAAGUUUUGGAUUCGAUUGUCGCAGUGCUUGUUUCAAGAGUACUUGUAUUAAUGUUAGUAUAUUUCAGUUGUUAAUUCAUAUGAAGAUAUGUUCAUUUCUUGCUUUUAUUAACUCUGCAUUUAAGCUCAAUGUUUAUGUUUGAAGAACUUUUCCUGCUUUGGAGUUUUGUCCGGAUGAUUUUAAGUACUUCUAUUAGCAUUCUCCACUGAGGGAUGUCUCAAAUUCGCAAGCAAGUGAAGGGAAUUCAUGCGGAAAAGUUUGAUUGCUGUGCACAUAAUAUGUGUAAAUCAGAUUUUUUGAAGUUAAUAGAGGAUUUGUCCACUCAUGUGCCUGGAAAGCAUUGUGCAGUAGUAAUUGGUAUGCUGUCAAAGCAAAUGUGUUCAACUUAGCACUCGAUUGCUAGCAAUAUAUGAACCAGUGGGCGUUAAUAAAGCAGAGUAUGUUAUUAGAUUGUU
Messenger RNA from Ricinus communis (castor bean), 1236 nucleotides. RefSeq names its product triphosphate tunnel metalloenzyme 3. The coding region runs from base 167 to 775 and encodes 202 amino acids. Lineage: Eukaryota; Viridiplantae; Streptophyta; Magnoliopsida; Malpighiales; Euphorbiaceae. The record is from RefSeq and is a predicted model, not a curated record. The transcript has a single exon.